AGCAAAAGCUAACAGAUAAUAUCUUGUGUUAAACAAAUGAGAUUUUGUUGAAUUUGUUAAGCUAUUUCCUUAAAGUAAUAAAUCAGGAAUUGAUCAUCAUUCACCCUUUACUCUUUAUCUUUAUAUUUGAGAACUUUAAAUGCUUAAAUUGUAGUAUUUAUGCAGAUAAUAUUACAUUAAUACUUUCUCCACCUUUAUAACUUAAAUAUGCUUUUUGCUGUUUGUUGCUGGAUGUGUUUAUGUACAGUUAUGUACUUACUGCUGACAACCACAAGAGGGCAGCAGUCAGUCAGUACUGAGAAGACGUUAAUGGCUCUCAGUGAAUUGUAGAAUAAUUUUCACUGCAUAGACAGCACAUGAUCCACUUUAUUCCAUGAAUCUAAAAAAAUAAUAGAUUAAAACCACCUGUCUAAUAUUGUGUAGGUCCCUCUCUGACCCAUCAGGGCAUGGACAUGAGACCUCUGGGGGUGUCCUGUGGUGUCUGGCACUGGGACAUUGGCAGUGGAUCCUUUGGGUACUGUGGGUUGUGGGGUGGGGGGUCUCCAUGAAUCUGUCUUGUUGCUGAUCAUCCCACAGAUGCUGGAUACGAUUGUGGUCUGAGGAGUUUGGAGGCCAGGUCAACACCUUUGGCUCUUUGUCGUGUUCUGAGCAGUUUUUGUGUUGUGAUGGGAGUACUGUCCUGCUGGGGGAGGCACCUGCCAUUGAGGAGUGCCGUUGCCAUGGGGGUGGUUGUGGUUGGUCUCAUCUUUCAUAAUCAUUUCUAUUAAAAUUUCACAAUCAGUUUGGGUUUUAAGAAAGUCAACACAAAAGGCACUUAAAGAGUAAGUACCCCCUCAACUUCUGCUUGGACCCUCUUGGUGGCUGUUUAGUCAGGUUUCCAUCCAAAUUCAGUGUAUAUUUCAUUAUACAGAAGAUAAACAGCUGGUGUUGAUCAGGUCCCAUUAAAACUGGUACAGAAGAAGGUGCAACAAAACGAUGCAGUUAAAAAAGCACUGGCCAAGUUUGAACUGGUGGAAAGCGAUGUAGAAAAUAUGAUGGAAAUAUGACAUCUAUGUUUGUUACAUCUCGUCAGUGAAGAAGCUUAGUAUAAACUUCAGUGGAUGUUUAAAUCCCAUUCUUCAUGUUCAUCAUGACUUUAUAUGUAAGUCAGUUUCCAUUGCACUUUGUCAUGUGUUGCUUUUUCCCCCGUCUUAGACGACCAUAAAAACUUUAAAAAUAAUAUUUUCAAGAUUUUUUUUUUUUUUUUUAACAAUUUACGAUGUUUCCACUCUGGGUUUUUUAUGCACACGAAAAUGCACAUAAAAACAGGUGGUGGUGCCUGUAGACGUUAUCUCAUCUCCCCUCGCUCUCCUUUGGCCUCAAGACUGAGUGGCCUGUUUCUCUCUUUUCUCUUCGCUCCCUCUCUUCCCCAUCUCUCUCUCUCUCUCUCUCUCUCUCCCCCUCUCCCCCUCCAGCUGCUGGCUCAGAGGGACGGGUGUAGAGCAGAGCAGCGUUCCUCCCGAUUUGCUUUUUCAGUCUCUCGUGGCUCAAAUCCCGCUGACUCACUAAUGGCUUAAGCCCUCAGAAAUCCGGAAUGCUCAAGUUCCAGAACACCUGGGUUCUGGGACGCCUGAAAUUCUGGAAUACGGGAAUACUAUAAGACGUUAUGUUUUGGGCAACUGGGAAGAGUUAAUUUUAACUUUUGAUGGAGUUUUAAAAUUUGUUGGAAAUUACCAGAUCAGUUGCCUUAAUUUUCUGGAACCGUGGGAGGAUUUACUACCUUGUGAAUUAUUUCCUUUGGAAUUACUUUUGGAUGAAAGAAAAUUUCUUUGUUAGCAUGGAAAUAAUUCCAAGAAAACAGCAAGAGAAAAGCCUCCUUUUUCUCUUUUUUACUCCUUAAUUUUGGGAUUUAUCUUUGAAGUGGAAGUGAAUAUGCUUCCAGAACAAAAAAGAGGAGACUAAUUCAAAAGUAGAUGUGUAUGUGUGCAUCUGUAUGAUUAAAGACAUUAAGAAAGUGUGUACUAUAUGUAUGUCUGUGUUUGUUUGUGGCCAUGCUGGAGGAAAAGAAGGCCGGGAGUUCUCAGCAACAAAGCUUAGUGGACACAGGCCACCCAAAGGUGUCAAAGACCAGCAACAGAACCCGUAACUGGGCUGUCAGAAAAACCAACAACCACAUCCCAAACAACAGCAACGCUGUCGACCCUGCACGCCGCUUUGCGUUGCUGUUGGAGCAUUGCGCCCACUCUCCUGCUCCAGGGCCCCUAACGAGCCCCCUACUUGGAGGGCUCACAGGGAGCCCCCUUCUGAUUGGACAGCAGGCUGCAUCCUUGCGGUUGGCUCAGCUGAAAGCCCAGCUAGCGCUGACACAGAUAAACAACGCCCUCACUGUUGGCAGUCGAGCCGCAAACUUGACAGCUAACUCCAACACACCUGCUUCCUACAUAUCCACAACACCCCCCUCCCCGACUGCUGCAGCCAUCAAUCUCCUUAACCUUCUGAAGAUUGCCAACACCAUGUCUCAUCACUUAUAUAAUCCCUAUGCCUCUGGGAACCAAACUUCCUCCCAGGGGCAAUAUGGACUCUCAGGUAUGCAAGCAGAGAGGGACCCUCGGAGGGCAUCUCCUCGCCUUGGACCUGGGUCCAGCUUCAGCUCUUCUGGAGCUUCUUCUGUGACACCUGGCAACUCGGGGGGAAAGAUCCCACCGCUCCUGUCUCAGUCAGUGAGCUACAGACCUGAAGUGGACGACGACUUAGAGAGGUCUAUAGACAUGCAUAUUAGCAGAGCUAGAGAGGAGGUGAGGUUCCUUGACAAACCUGCACACCAGCCCAUAGACAAGGGCGCUCGGUUUACCAACACUCAAAGAGAUGAGUUUCUCUCAUCAGGCACAAGGAUGACCUAUCCGAUGUCUUCAACCUCUGCCUCUUUAGGACAUAGACGCUCUGAUGUUGAAAGUGGCAGUAGUUCUUUGGACUGGUUGGUAAACUACAAAAGCUCAACUGCUGAUGAUUCCUCUAAAUUUUAUUCAUCAUCUGCAUCGUCAAGCUAUGCAAGUGAUGGUGAUGGUAGGUUUAACACCUCUGGUGAACGAGACCGUGAUAGGCAGUCCAUUCCAGGGUUAGGUGAUUAUGACUAUCCAGUGCAAGACAAACCUGCGGCCCCACCUGAGUCAAGUCGCCCUAAGUACACGUCUGAAUCAGCUGCCAGCAUCCUCUUGCAUUUUGGUCUUGAAAAAGAUGACUUGGAAGAUCUCAUAUCAUACCCUGAAGAACAGAUGACUCCUAGCAACCUGCCGUUCAUUUUGCGCGAUAUCCGCAUGCAGAAGGCCAAGAGAGCUGCCGCUGCAGCUGCAGCUGCAGUUCAGUCAAAAACCUAUCCUGAACCCCAGCCCACCAGAGGUGUGAGUGGGAUGGACAGUUUGAGUAGUUCUGGAGGGGCAGGGAUGUGCCAGGAGGAAAUAUCAACAGCGGUUCUCCAGCCCAGUAAAGUGAUUGACUAUGGACAUACUGGCAAAUAUGCUGGGGUUGUGGAUGAGCUUGGAAGGACCAGUGGCAGAAGAGAUAGCAGUGCUGGAAGUGGUGGUAUGAUACUGAUGGACACUUAUAGUAGCAGCCACAGUCGACAACCACUGCCAAAAGAUACGACAGAGGUGAAAAGCAGUGCCUUAGGUUCUUCACGUGACAAGGGUAGCUCUUCAUACAGUUCAAUUCCGACCUCCAUAGCUCCCCCAAGCAAUGAUCCAGCCAAACGAUUGCAGACACAACCAAACCAGAAUCUCCAACCAAUCCUCAGCUCUUUCUCUCUGCCAAACAAAGACACAGACAUAAGAGUCUUUAAGUCUGAAGCCUCCAAACCCCUUCCUCUGAAAGAACCAGAGACAGAUCGGCAGUCAGCAUCAAAAAUCCAACCAUCCUGCAAUGUCUUUCACGGCGUGCAUCCUGGCCGACCUGGUCUUGUGCUCAUUGGCAGCAGUGGCGCCAGUGGCACCAAGGAUCAGAGUAAAAUUCAUGGACAAGGCUUGCAGCAGCAGAAGCAGCAGACCCAGGGCCAGCAGAAGCAGCAGAUGCAGCAAAAGCAGCAUGCACAGGGGCAGCAGAAGCAGCAGAUGCAGCAAAAGCAGCAUGCACAGGGGCAGCAGAAGCAGCAGACACAGCAGAAACAGACACAACAGCAACAGCAGCAGCAGAAGCAGCAGCAGCAGCAGACGCAGAAGCAGCAGCAGCCAAUAUCACAAAUGGGGCAAUCGUUGUGGCCUCCAGUUUUUUCUCCUGUGCAGCCAGUUCCUCCUGCUACAGUCAUUCCCAGCAACGCAGAUGCCUCACGGGCCCUGCAACGGUCUGCGUUUUUGCCCAGUGAUCCUCGCCCCAUCGUUAUUCCUCCAACUCCACUCCAGGCAAUCCUGAACCCGGUGAACUAUAUUCAGUCGCUGAUGACUUCCAACAGGCAGCAGCCAGCAAACCAAUAUGCCUCCAAGGUGCCAACAGCGGCCAUGAUGCACGACUAUGCAGCAGCUUCACCGAGAGUCUUUCCACAUACCUGUUCUCUGUGUCACACAGAAUGCACUCAUAUGAAGGAUUGGAUCUCCCAUCAGAACACCACCCUUCACCUUGAGAACUGCAAAGUCCUCCGGUCCAAAUACCCAGAAUGGGAUGGUGAGAUAACACUUGGGCCCAGUGCCACAGGGAAAGAUGCUAAGCCAGUGGCCUCAACCUCCUCAACCCCUGCCCAGACCUCCCAACAUCGUCACCAGAAAGCGAGGCAUGGAAGCCGCUCUCGUUCCCGUUCACCCAGCCCCCGAAGGCACCGUGGCUCAGACAGUAGAAGAGAGAGACGCAGUCGAUCACGAUCACCACACAGCUCCAGAUAUUCUCGCAGUUCCCGGUCUCGUUCUCGCUCUCCACGGUAUGACCGUCCUACGUCCUCCCGCUAUCGGUCACGUUCGAGGAGCUAUGAGCGACGAUCGUCACCGAGGAGGAGAAGUAGCGAAGACAGGCGAUCAUCUCCGCGAAGGAGCAACGAGCGACGAUAUUCACCAAGAAGGAGGAGUGAAGAGAGGCGAUCAUCACCCAGGAGGAGGAGUAAUGACGAUAGAUGGUCGUCCCCAAGACGGAGCCGCGAAAGAAGAUCAUCACCAAGGAGGAGGAGCGAAGAGAGGCGAUCAUCACCAAGAAGGAGCCGUGAAAGCCGAUCGUCCUCCGAGAGGUCGCCCCCUCAUCGGACGAGAUCAAGCAGUGCAGAGAGACUGGCCAAGAAACUACUUAAAAAAACAGCUGUCCAAUCUCUGUCAAAAGACUCUGACCUGGAGGCUGUGGUUAAAACUCUUGCUCCUGCCUUAUUGGCUGAGCUAGCCAAGAUGAAGUCUUCCUCAUCAUCAUCAUCCUCUUCGUUGCCCAAAGGAGGGAAGCACUCAAAAUCUUCUCCUACUGCAGGGGGGAAGAGCUCAUCCUCUGCUGCAUCUUCGUCGUCAUCAUCAUCCUCCUCAGCAGCAAAGAAGAAGGAGUCGACAACAGCUUCCUCUAAAGCAAAGCCCAGCUUGCAGAAGAGCGAGGCAAGUGCUCCUACAAAGACUAAGUUGGGUAAAGCUUCAGCUCCAACCAUUGUGAAGCUGGAAGGGAUUUCUAAUUCCCUCUCUCACAGCGAUGUGGUCACUGCGGUGGAGAACUUUGGAAAAACAAAAUCGGUCGUUCUGUUUCGGUCCAAACUCGAGGCAAUCGUGUGUUUUGAGAAAGAGGAAGAUGCUAAGAAGCUGAAGAGUGUGAAGGGCCUCGACAUUAAAGAAGUGUUUGUCACUGUUGCCAGAGAAAAGAAUAUUGUUUCUAAGGAGCAAAAGAAGACUCCUCAGAAUAAAGCAUCCGUUUCCGAUGAUGCCACACCUCAAACUGCUAAAUCCACAACCACCACUGAAAAGAGCGCUGUGCCUACAUCUUCACCCUCUGAGGCCAAAAAAACAGUCAAACCGAAAACUGCUUUGAAAGGUGCAGUGAAAGGCUCAGCAAGUGUCACUAAAGCGAAAGCCUUGGUUUCCAAAGCACAAAAUGUCUCAACGGAGCAGACAGCCAAAACAGAUAAAUCUGUGCAGCAGGAAGAGACAGCCGUGGUUGAAAAAUCUGCAGAUGUGGCUGUUGCUAAACCAACUCAAGGGUCAGAAAGUGGUACAGAAGCAAAGGUCUCUGCGACCAAAGUGGAAACAACCUCAACCUCACAGGAACCUAAAACACCAGAGGACAAUGUGACUGCAGAAGGAGCUAUGACAGAAGUAAAGGUGGAAGAAGCCAAAUCUGCGGCUUCAGAAACUCUCCCUGAUGUAGAGACUAAAGAAUUAGAAACAAAGGUUGAGGAAUCUGUGGUGGCGCUGGAAGAUGCAGCCAAUGUUGUUGAAACAGGAAAUGCAACAGAACCUGCCAAAGUUGAUGUUGAGGCAAAAGAGGCCAAAGACCUUGAAGCAAUGGAGCUUGGGGAAACAAGACUUGAAGUGGAGGAACCUAUGGAAGUUGAAAGUUGUGUUGAGGCCAAACAGGAGAUCUUGACAGUUGCAGAGGCUGUGCCAGAAAAAUCCAGUGAGAGUCAACCAACCACCAGUACAGAUGAGACCACACCAGAUUUGUUUCUGCCUGAACCUCAAACUGUUCCACCUCAGACCACAGACAGAGUACCUAAACCUGCAGAGAUCAACACUCAGAUUGCCCUUAACACUCCAGAAACCUCUGUCGAAACAUCAUCACAGGUCCAGGAAAGCACCCAGCCAGAACCAGAGUCCACUGUACAAGGGCUGGAGACGAAGACAGACCAACAGCAGGCUACAUUGAGCUCAGCUGAAGCUGCUUUAGAGGCAAAGACGAAUGCCGAAGGGGUGGAGACAAAAACAACACAGAACGAUCCUGUGCCCGCUGCGAAGACCCAGAAGGAUCCAGCAUCGGCCGAGGACGCCUGCAAAGCUGUCAGCAACAUUUCAGCCGCGUCGACUGUAAAAACUGAGCCAACACCUGCAGCAGCGAGCGAGCAGCAACCAGCAACAACCUUGUCCUCCUCAGCUGCAGUCACAUCUCUGACUAUCGGGGAGAUGGUAGAAAAGCAUCUGAAUCAGAAGAAAAUCACAUGCCUCAGCCAUUCAACCUGCUUCUCACCAAAAUUCUUUUCACUUGAUAAGAAGUUGUUGUUAAUAACCAACCUCCCGAAGUAUUACGAAGGCUGCUACACAGAGGCAGACAUCGCCAAGCUGCUCACUCCGUAUGGAUUUAAAUACGAAAAUGACAACAUCUACGUUAUCCCUCAGACAGGCAUGGUUUUUGCUUUGAUGCCGACGGCAGCCAAUGUGCACAACAUUCUGAGUGCCACCAGGAAGAAUCGCUUCAUUAUCAAAAAGUCCAGACUGAGGUUGAGUGUGGUGGACGGCGGCAUAACUAUGACACCGCUUGGGUUUUAUAAAUCACUGAUGAAGCGGAUGAAUUCUCCGGUCCUUGAUGAUGGAGAGAGAACAAGUCUACAUCAAGAACAUUUCACCACAGGAGGCCAGAGACCUCAGGGAAGCUUUGAGAAAAAUCGAUUUUGUCAGAAACUACCUGCCACUCCUGUAUUUAUCGAGUUUGAGUCCAUCCGUGACGCUGAUCGGCUCGGAGUCUGGUACAGCCUCCUGAAACAGCCUCCUCGCCACAGAGUCCACAGGCUGAAAACACCACACAGCGGCUGCACUUCACUGCCACCAAGACUCGCAGCAAACGCCAUGCCGGACAGCAAGGACGUUGUUGCUGGGGCAACUGUCCCGACUACAAAUUUUGGCGUUCCACAGGGCAGCAUUUCACCGUUUUGGGUCACGUUGACAGCUCCUCCCUUUUUGUUCCCCACCAUGUCUCCUUGGUUCAUCAUCCCAGAUUAUCAGACAGUCAGAGGAAACAGCGACAUUACGAAGGAAACUACAGGCAUGAGGACGUCGGCCAGGCUGGUCUGGCCUUAUUUCUCCAGACAAAAUCUCCGCUCCCUGUACUACAACGUGACAGUCCUGACACUGCAGAGGAGGGCCUUCGUGCAUUUCACCGAUUGGACUUCGUGCUGCAAUUUCGUCCGAGAUCACCUCAAAAAUCCGGUUUGUGUCGGAGGCUGCGAACUCAAAGUCCACUUUGUCUUACAGCACAUGUAUCCUGAAUCAGAAGAGGAGCUCAUGUAUAAAACUCUGAUGAAAUGGAGCAACGCUUGCGUUCCUGAUCUAGAGUCUCUGGAGAAGCGGUUACUCUGUGUGGAGAUCUCUGAGACGACUGUGGCUGUUGUAAGGAUGGUCAUGGAAGUCGUGGCGUCCAUCGCCUCGUUUGUCAGCUUCCUGCCACUCGCCAACAGGAUAUGCGUGGAGAUGGCUGACCCCAGUGGUGUAACACAGGUGGUGGAGAAGUACAAAACUUUCACACCAGACACUGCAUUCAAGGUCGCAACUUGGUGUAAAGUUCAGCGUUUUGAAUCGUUGAAGAGCCUAAAACAGCGGCUUGAAGGCUCCAGUGAGAUCACAAUAAAACUCGACACCAUCAAUGUUGAACCCAACUCCUCAUCACAGCCACCUCCUUCAAAACCUUCUGAUAAUGGGUCGCAAUCUGCUCUGCAAACCAGUACCCCUGCUUGUGGAUCCGUCACAGCAGGACCAAGUGGUGAAGUAGCAAUGGAGGAGGAUGGUGAGAAACUGGGAGCUGAGAUUGCCGUGGACUCUGCUAUUGCUCCUAAGGUAAAUGAAAAUGUAGAGAAAGCAGAAGUUAAGAGGGCAGAGGGCUCCACUACAACUAUAGACGCUGCCGCUGGAGGAAACCGGGUCAGUCCUGCACUCACAGCUCCAAGUCUGGUCACGUCUGAAGAGAGCAUCACAGAACUUCCUCGUAUUGACCAGGACAUAUUCAAGGCCCUUACAGCAGCAGUUCGCCAGCACAGACUUACCCGAGAAGGCAGGACACACAGCGAGGAGAGAGAGAGCCCCAGCAAAAGCAGUACAAGCUGUAGAAGUGGAGAGGACAAAGACACACCACAAGAGAAGGAUCAGGAUGAUUUUACAGAUGACAUUGUUUCUUCAGAGGCCUUCCUUUUUGACGAGCAAGAUUUCAACAUGGAGGACUUUGUCACUGUUGAUGAAGUCGGCGAUGACGUGGGAGACUCAAGCCCCGAACACCAUUCCUCCCCCUCUGCCAUGCAGUCCUCCAUAGGGGAAAAUGAUACAGAUACAUCAUCUGCUGCCAAACAGACCACAAUAUCCUCCUCAUCCAAGUCGACUAAAGAGUCGUCAAAGAGCAGCUCCUCCUCUCACUCUACCUUUGUGUCACCAAAAAAACCCAAGGACUCAUCUGAGCCAACCAAGUCCCCAGCCAAACCUUCAUCCUCUGCCAGUCUUAGUAAGAGCUCUGCCUCCUUUUCUUCUGCUGAGACCUCCUCCUCCUCUGGUCACAAAGCACAACAGAGCAAGACAAAAUCAUCAGCCAAAGCCUCUAAUAGUUCAUCCUCGAGUUGUAGGACCCGGUCGUCCUCUACUGCACGUGAAAGGGAAAAGAUGGUAGCAGCGGGAGCUGCUGAGGCAUCAAAAGAGACUCAUCCUAAAUCACAGAGAGAAGAAGCAAAAGCCACAGAGAGUGCAGUGACAAAGUCUGACCACAAAGUGUCAGCAGAGGGCGUUGCUGUAAAAACUGUUGAGUCAGAGACAAAAAUAGAAACAUCAUCAGAGAUGCAUCCACCUGCACAGGGACAGGGGUUAGAGUUGAGUCAAGCCCAGAAUCUGCAGACUGAUUCAAAGGACAACACAUCCAAAGAUCUGAAGGAAAGUAAAGAGAAAAGAAAAGAAGAUGAUGUUGACAAACAUACAGAGGAGGAGGACGAGGAUGACUGUGAAAAUUUCCAGGUCCUUGAUUCACUUGAUGACCAAACAGAAGAACAGAUGGAUGAUGGGGAUCAAGUAAGCAGCACUGAAACUCGGCUACCUGAACCUGAGAAAGGACAGAGUUUGCAUGAAGAAACCUUUAAGGUCUUGGACAGUGUCAACGAUGAAGGCAAAGUGUACCCUGAGGAGUGCAGUGAAAAAGAAAUGGGCAUUUCUCUCCAAGUGGUAGAAAGCGCUACCGACAACCAAGCAGUUACAAGUGAGGAGGACAGUCGACUGGUUGAAGACGACGGUUCCACGGUAAAGCAGCCGGAAGGAAGAUGGAUUCAAGUAGUCAACAAAUCUGAUGAUAAAUCUGCAGCUGAAGGCACAGUUAAUGAAAAUCAAGCAGCAAAUAACGAAGAUAAAAUCCAAGUGUUAGAUACAAAUAGCAAACUAGCUCCAGGGGGCAAAGGAGAUGGAAACAAGAGAAAAGGAAAAGAAGAACCUCUUGAAGUUGGUGGCAAUAAAGACACUUUACAAGACCUUGACAGUGAUGUUACUGAACAAGACACCUUUGAGAUAUUGGAUUCAAUUGACGAUCAGACAGCAAUGGAAGAUCACAGCCAAAGGCUAAAGUGUGAGGCUGACCACAAGGAAAAGAGAACCAAGAAAGUGGAGGCAACUGCUCGAAAAGAUGAGAGAUCAUCAAAGAGGAGUAGCCCCAGGACCAGAGCAUCCAAAACUGAAGAGAAAAAAACACAAACAAAGACAGACUCCACUGCAGGAGCUUCUGGAAAAGACAAGGAGAACGAAGAGGUCUCUGAGGAGAUGGUGUAUGAAGUAGUAGAUUCUGUUGAAGAUGAACUGGUUAAAGAUGCAGCUGCCUCAGAAAGGUCUGGUAGGAGGAGGAGUGCAAGGGGAAAGAAAGAGGACAAAAUGACAUUGAAUCUAACUGAAGUAUCUGAAAAACCAGAUAGAGGUGAGGAAGCUUCAUAUGAAAUUUUAGACUCUGUGGAGGACGAGACUACCACAGAAGAACCGACUGUUACGACAAGAUCUACUAGAGGAAGAAGGGAAAGAACAACAAAGAAAGAGGCUUUGAAUGAGAAAACAAAAAAAGAAGACACGCCAACAAGAAGGAAGCACACUCCUGCCGGAGAAUCGGGGGAAAAGAAAGAGGAGAAAGCACCUCCAAAAGAGAGCACACCAACAAAGAAGAGUGACACUGCAAGAGAGGUCAGUGAAGAGGAUGCUACCUAUGAAAUAUUAGAUUCUGUAGAGGAUGAGGUUGUUAAAGAUGAACGGCCUACUCCAGGAGGAAAAGGAAAAAGGGGAAGACCAAGGAAAGAGGUUAAAACAACUAAAAAAGACACCGCAACACUGAAGAAGGGUGAUAAAGACGCAUCUGAAAAAGUAACUGAUGAAGAAGAGGUGACAUAUCAGAUCCUUGAUUCCGUGGAGGAUGAGAUAGUUGACGUUCACCCCCCCACAGAACAGUCCAAGACCUUUUCUAAAAACAGGGACAAGCAGACAAAGAAAUCUCUCACAGGAUCACCCAGAAAUGAAGAGGAAGAAGAGGAGCCAGUGUAUCAGAUUGUUGAUUCUUUGGAAGAUGAUCAAGUUCAGGAAGAGCCACUGACCACAGAGGUGUCCAGUAGGGGGACAAAGGAAAGAAGUAAGACAAGAGAUGAAACUUGUCCAAAAGAGGAGGCAUCAGCUGUAAAAGAAGACAAACAAACAUGUAGUACUCCUAUUGUGGAAGCGUCUGAAAAAAUAGUUGUGAAGGAAGAGAGUCUGUGUCAGAUGGUUGACGAAGAGUCUGGUAGGGGAAAGAAGGAAAGAACACCAAAAACGGACGUUAAGAAAGAGGGCAGAUCAACAGCCAAGCCCCGAAGUGACACUACAACACCAACAGAGGGGAAGAAGAAAAAUGACACGAAGGCUGCAACAAGCGCUCUGGUGAACCUGGAUGAAGUGAGCGAAGAGGAGGAGGAUUACCCUGACGACACAGCCGAGGAGGAAGAAGUGAGGAAGAGGCAGGCUGUAGCUAAAGAGAAGCAGCUCGCCAAGGAGCGGGAAGACAGGAGGACCAGGGAGAAGGAAGACAGGAGGACCAGGGAGAAAGAAGAUGGGGAGAGGGAGCGAAGUAGCCGGAGUAGCAGCAGCAGCAGCAGAGGAGGUACGAGGAAGGUGAAGGAGAGGGGAAGGGAAAAGGAGGAGAGGGAAGAGGUCGACGCCAAGGAGCUGGUGACCCUGGAUGAGGUGGGAGCAGAUGAGGCCGGAGAGGAAAGAACGGCACAGGGUCAAGAGUGGGAUGGGGAGAUAACGGAGGGGGAGCUGCAGACACUCGUCACCCUGGACGAAAUCAUAGAAGAGGAGGAGGAGGGAAAGGUUGAGCAAACCACGCCAGAAGCCCAUCCAGCCAGCAAGGACGAAGAAUCCAUGGACUCCUUAAACCCAGAGACUUUGGUGACUUUAGAUGAAGCAGGUGAUGAUGAGGAAGAGAAAGCAGACGAAGCUGAGAAGACCUCAAGAUCUGCUAAACGCAAACAGGAUGAUGAUACAGAGGACAGUAUGAACUUUGUGACGGUAGACGAGGUGGGAGAGGUUGAAGAGGAGGAAGAAGAAAAGGAAACUACCAAGACAAGAGGCCGAGCCAAGAAGAGAACCAGACAGACCCCUGUGAGAAAAUCUACCAGAGGGAAAAAAGCUGAGAGAGAAGAAGAGAAGGAACCGGCUGAUUCUGACGGACCACCUCCCACCUCACUCGAUCCAUCGACAUCGUCAAGCAGCAGCCAGCAGGAGAUCCAGAAGGCAGAGGUGGAAGAAGCGAGCUGUGCUGACAUUGAUGCCUCCUCUGCUGGGCAGGACCUGCAGCCUGAGCACCCUGAGGACCAGAGUCUGGAGAGAUGUGUGGAGGAAGGAGAGGAGAGCAGGGUGGACAUUAAAGUCAUGAGUAAAAGGAGGAGGGAGCUCAUCGAACCCGAAGCAAAGAGAUCUCGUUCUCAGUCUCCUUGUGUUGCUGCUGACUUCAAACUGCCGCCGUUCAACCCCAGCAACCCCCUUGGUCAGGAGUUUGUGGUUCCUAAAUCGGGGUAUUUCUGUAACCUCUGCUCUGUUUUCUACCUGAACGAGAGCACAGCCAAGGACCUCCACUGCAGCAGCCAGAGACACUACGACAACCUGCAGAAACAUUACCAGAAGCUGCGACAGAAAUCAUUGAGAAGUUCAACACUGAGUUCUCAAGGCUCCGUUUCUGAUUGAUCCAGACUUCAGCUUCUGAUCUUCUUUUAUUUAUUUUUUAAAAUAAAAAUGUGACAAAGGUAAAGAGCUGGACAGUCUGCAGGCACUGUGGCUUAGAAAAUGAACUAAUCACUGUCUGUCAGUGUUGUGGAUUUUACAUCUACCUUGAUACUUAAAUAUUACAGAUACAUAAAUAUUUUAGCAUGGAUUGUCCAGUUUGGAUUAAAACUCCGUCCAGCUGCACAGUUUUGGUGCCUUGCUCUGUCGACAGUCGCACACUUUCUUUUCAUUUGUUGUGUCCCGGAAAAAAGCAGGAAGAAGAAGGCGAGUUUAAUCACGGAGUCUGUUACUGUUACUGUUCAGUCUGGAAAGGUGCUUCAUGUAUUAUUUUGGUCAUGAACUCGCUGAACAGUAGUGGGAGGAAAUGGGUUAUUAUGUGUCUUAUUCCUGUGUCAGAUGGUUUUGGGUGGAAAGCUGCUCAGAUACAGUAGGUAGUGAAAGGACCGGGAAAAUAAAUCACUUUAAUCGUGUUUAUACAUUUUGUGUAAAGAUGGAAGAACAGGAAGCAGAGGGAUCGAUCUGUCGAUCAAUCGUCUUUAACUUGGUCUCACUUACAGUAGAUACACAGGUGUUUAUCACGUGCUCAACGCAACGUGUAGCACCUUUUCAAGGAUGAAAUGUUACUCUGGGUGUCAAUGAAUCCUAGAAUUAAAGCUUGGAUACAUGUUAACAACCACUGCAGCUUUAUUAACCAGCGUAGUGCAACGCUUGAAUUUGUAAACAGUAUUCAGUUGUUUUCUUCAGUUAAUUUAACAUAGCAAGGGUUCAAAUCGUGAGUUUAUGAGAGAAGUAUAAUUUUGUCUCUCACAGAGAACGUGAUCAUUUUGUAUUUUAUGUGAACAAUAGCUAACUUGUAAAAGUCACCACAAAUCAUACAGAUUACAUUAUGGGAUGUUUUUUUUGUCUUUCCUUCUUUUUCUUUCUGCCUAAAAUGGCACCUUUCAUUUUCACAAAAUCAGCUGAGAAUUACUCAAAACGCAGUUUCUUCACAUGCAGGUGGACUGACAUUUUCACUCUGUAGCUGUAUUUACAGUCUGUCAUUACUAGUAAAUUAUGAUUGAUCUAAUAAGAAAAUCUGAUCAUUUUGAUGAGUAAUUACACCUGCUGUUUAAUCAAAAUCCUCAACAGUCGCUGAUAGAAGCUGGCACAGUUUACUGGACUCAUUAAAUCCUGUGUGGCGUGAGGUCAGGGUUUAGACUGACGUGCUUACUCUUGGGCAUUUGGUGCUGUUUCUUUACACAAGGGUCCAACAUGUUGAUUUAUUUCUGUUGUGCAGUUUGCUUUGUUCUGUUUCUACAAGAUACUGAAUAAAACUUGAGUGUCUCACAUGA
Messenger RNA from Lates calcarifer (barramundi perch), 14431 nucleotides. RefSeq lists its product as uncharacterized. The record is from RefSeq and is a predicted model, not a curated record. Gene Ontology annotation, molecular function: zinc ion binding; nucleic acid binding. NCBI's taxonomy places the organism in Eukaryota, Metazoa, Chordata, Actinopteri, Centropomidae. Gene Ontology annotation, cellular component: nucleus.